UACUCACCUUGCUCUUAGAUCUCAAUAAAUGCAGAGAGGGGAAAGGGAACGUCAACUGUGAAGCGAUCUUUCUAGCCAGUGAAACCAGCUAUAGUCAGCCUAAAACAUGGAAACCUUGGAAUACCAUGAACUUGUUCAGAGAUACUAUGGCUCUCGCCUGGAGAUACAUGGUAAUCUAAAGACCAGUGCAUCAUGCAUGUCACCAUCCACCCCAAUACCCCAGAGCACUUUUGAUGCACUUCGACUAGUCCACCCCUCGGUCUGCAAAAAAUAUUCUGGUUGUGGGCUGGUUGUUCCUGAGAAGCUACAGGGCUGUAAGGUGCUGGAUCUGGGCAGUGGCUCUGGCAGAGACUGCUUCAUUCUCAGUAAACUAGUGGGCCAGAGCGGUCAUGUCAUCGGCAUUGACAUGACAGCAGAACUGAUCCUGGCAUCACGCAAAUAUGUCCAGUACCACCAGGAGAAGUAUGGCUACGAGAAGCCCAACACCAUAUUUGUGCAGGGUUACAUAGAGAAACUGAGUGAGACGGGAAUACAGAGUGGUUCGCUGGAUGUUCUGGUGUCAAACUGUGCCAUGUGUCUGUGUCCUGACAAGAAGCCGGUUCUCAGGGAGGCUUUCAGAGUGCUCAAGGAGGGUGGGGAACUUUACUUUAGUGACAUAUAUUCCAGCAAGGCUGUUCCGGAACAUUUGAAACAAGACCCAGUUCUGUGGGGUGAAGGCUUGAGUGGUGCCCUCUACUGGCGAGACCUGAUCUCUCUAGUGCACGAGGUGGGCUUUAGUACUCCAUACCUUCUCACUGCAAGCCACAUCAUAGUCCACAAUAGUGAGCUACAGAAGAAAGCAAGUGGCAUCACACACACCUCUGCAACUUAUCGCCUCUUCAAGUUGCCCAAAAAUAGAAAGCAGAGCGACGCAGUUGUGGCUUACAAAGGAACGGUCCCUGACCAUCCCGACCUACUCAAGUUUGACAUGUAUCAUUGUUUUGAGACAGACAUAGAGGUAACCGUGGAUGCAGAAAUGGCAGCCGUGCUUCAGCAUUCCCGAUUCUCCUCUGACUUCUCCAUCCAAAACUCAGACAAACCUGCACCAAGCCCUAAAUGUGCCCCUCAGGUAAACCCCAUACUAUAUUUCCUCUGGGCUAUCCAGAAACCAUCAUGCAUUUGUAUAUUUUUCCACCACACAUAUAGACCAUAACAAUAUGUGCUACAUUACAUAAAGAGAAAGAAAGAGAAAUUCUAGUCAGCAAUUCUUAUCAUUGUAAUUAAUAAAUCCUCAUACGUUGAUCCUAUGGUCUUGUAUCUGGCAGGGGUACAUGUUCUCUGUUAUGUAGAAGUACAGCACUUUCAGCCCCUUCAUCCCACUCAGGUCACAGCAUCACUCUGAGCAGGAGGAGGAGGCUUACCACACAGCUCAGCCCACUCAGUGUCUCAAAAGCCCUACUGCCGAAUAGAUAGCUAUAUGCAGUAGUCUGCAAGCACCAGUAGCUAAUUCUCUUCCUCUCUCCUCUCUCUCCUC
Salvelinus fontinalis (brook trout) is the source of this 1513-nucleotide messenger RNA. Its product is annotated as arsenite methyltransferase-like. Gene Ontology annotation, biological process: toxin metabolic process; arsonoacetate metabolic process. Gene Ontology annotation, molecular function: arsenite methyltransferase activity. The transcript is spliced from 10 exons. Gene Ontology annotation, cellular component: cytosol. NCBI's taxonomy places the organism in Eukaryota, Metazoa, Chordata, Actinopteri, Salmoniformes, Salmonidae. The record is from RefSeq and is a predicted model, not a curated record. The coding region runs from base 107 to 1192 and encodes 361 amino acids.